UUGGGCAUCUUGUUAUAGUGUUUUGGCACAGAUAGUUGAGCCAAAAGAAGUCCUACAAUGUGGUAAUAAGAAGCCUUAAAAUACCAAAAAAUGACCAAUAGCAGCAGAAAUGUGCAAUAUUUUGUUCAUGUAAUUCUUGUUAUUCUUCACUGUUUUAAUACAGGAUUUUGCACAGAAGUAGAUAGCAUUACUAGCACUCAAUCUCUGAGAGAUCCUGGAAUUUUAUCGUCGCCAGAUGGCGUCUUCAAGUUGGGAUUUUUCAGUCCUCUAAACAGCACUAAUAGGUAUGUUGGCAUAUGGUACAAUUUUUCUGAAACAAUUGUCAUUUGGGUUGCUAAUAGGGACAAACCUUUAAGUGAUUCUUCUGGGGUUGUGAAGAUAUCUGGCGAUGGAAAUGUCGUCCUUACGAAUGGAGAGGAAGAGAUUCUUUGGUCAACAAAUACUUCAACAACCUCUCACGUAAACUCAAUUGCCCUUCUCCAAGAUUCUGGUAACUUUGUUCUGGCAGAUCGUCUGAACAACGCGAGCAUAAUAUGGCAAAGUUUUGAACAUCCUUCUGAUUCACUUGUCCCUGAAAUGAGAAUAAGUGAAAACACAAGGACAGGGGAAAGGAUAGAACUAAAAUCUUGGAGAAGCCCUUGGGAUCCUAAUUUCGGAAACUUUUCUCUAGGCAUGAAAUCUGAAAUCAUUCCUCAGGUAUAUAUUUGGAAAGGUAACCGUCCCUAUUGGCGAAGUGGUCAAUGGAAUGGCCAGAUUUUCAUUGGAGUGCAGUAUAUGUAUUCUGUGUCCGUUGAUGGAUUUAGUGUAGUGAACGAUCGUGAAGGUACUGUAUAUCUUACCGGACCUAUUGGUUUUAAUUUCUUAACGAAGUUCAUCUUGGAUUGGAAAGGAGACUUAGUUCAAUCAUUUUGGGACGAGAAUGAGACAAAUUGGAAGGUACUAUGGUCAGCUCCCAAUAAUGAUUGUGAAGUUUACGGAACGUGUGGUCCAUUUGGGAGCUGCAAUUAUUUGGAGUCUCCAUUUUGUUCUUGUCUGAAAGGUUUCGAGCCAAAGCAUAGGGAAGAAUGGGAAAAGGGGAAUUGGACUAGCGGUUGUGUUAGGAGGAUAGCUUUGCAAUGUGAAGUGAAGAAUAACUCGGGGAAUUCGAGUAAAGAAGAUGGAUUUCUAAAGAUGGAGUCAAUGAAAUUGCCUGAUUUUGCAGAAAGGUCAUCUACUGGAGAAGACCAAUGUAGAAGCCAAUGCUUGCGUAAUUGUUCCUGCAUUGCGUAUGCAUAUGACUCAGGUAUCGGCUGUAUGUCGUGGAGUAACAACUUGAUUGACAUUCAGCGGUUCCAAAGCUGGGGGAAAGAUCUCUAUAUUCGCGUGGCACAUUCAGAGCUUGAUCAUCAUAAAGACAUAAAGAAAAUUGUAAUUCCAGUAAUCGUCGGUACUCUUAUACUCUGUGUUUGUCUUUCUUUUCUGCUUAAGGAUGGUCAGACGAAACAUUUUGUUAGAGUGAAGAGCAAGGAGGUAGUAUUACUUGGUAACAGAAUGGAAGAAUUACCAGUCUUCAACUUCGAAACGCUUGCAAAUGCAACAGCCCGAUUUUGUGAGGAUAAUAAGCUUGGUCAGGGCGGUUUUGGUCCAGUUUACAGGGGAAAAUUGGAAGAUGGGAAAGAAAUAGCAGUCAAGAGGCUUUCAAAAGCCUCCGGACAAGGGCUAGAAGAGUUCAUGAAUGAAGUGUUGGUGAUCUCUAAAGUCCAACAUAGAAACCUUGUUAGACUCUUGGGAUGUUGUGUGGAUAAAGAGGAGAAGAUGUUGAUAUAUGAAUAUAUGCCCCAAAAAAGCUUGGAUGUGUUUCUCUUUGAUGAAGCAUACCAAGGAGUUUUGGAUUGGAGGAAGCGCUCCAUUAUCAUCGAAGGGGUUGGCCGAGGACUCCUUUAUCUUCACAGAGAUUCAAGAUUGAAAAUAAUCCAUAGAGAUUUAAAGCCAAGUAACAUUUUGCUCGAUAACAACUUCAAUCCAAAGAUUUCAGAUUUUGGCAUGGCUAGGAUUUUCGGAUCUGACCAAGAUCAAGCAAACACAAAGAGAGUAGUUGGUACUUAUGGAUACAUGGCCCCGGAAUAUGCAAUGGAAGGAAGAUUCUCUGAGAAAUCCGAUGUUUUUAGCUUUGGAGUUUUAGUGUUAGAGAUCAUAAGUGGCCGAAAAAGUACAAGUUCUUGGAGUGAAACAUCCUCUUUGUGCCUUUUGGGAUAUGCAUGGAAGUUGUGGAAAGAAGAGGAUUUAUCAACUUUUAUCGAUCCAGGUAUAUUGAAUCCGAGCAUGGAAAUGGAAAUCAGAAAAUGCAUACAAAUUGGUUUACUGUGUGUUCAAGAAUUUGCUGAAGACAGGCCAAGUAUUUCAUCUGUUCUUGCCAUGCUUACAAGUGAAAAUACAAGCCUGCCAACACCUUUACAGCCUGCUUUUACUGAAAGACAAGUUAAGUGUAACAAGAAUAGAGAAAAUGAGUGGAGUUUGAACCAUACAAGUAUCACAACUCUUACUGGUAGAUAACAUAAAUAUGUGAAAUUACUUUUGUAAGGAAUAUACAAUUUAUGAGAUUCCAUUUCUAUAGGUACAUGAUAUUCCAUCCA
Molecule: messenger RNA, 2612 nt
Organism: Nicotiana attenuata
Lineage: Eukaryota; Viridiplantae; Streptophyta; Magnoliopsida; Solanales; Solanaceae
Product: G-type lectin S-receptor-like serine/threonine-protein kinase At1g11330
Exons: 8
Coding region: 91-2532 (813 amino acids)
Biological process (GO): protein phosphorylation; recognition of pollen
Molecular function (GO): ATP binding; protein serine/threonine kinase activity
Source: RefSeq, a predicted model, not a curated record